AAGUUUGAGCUGCACUGCAAAAGAUAUAAACAAAGGAAAGACAUUGCUGUAGUCGAUUCAUCUAGACUAUAGACGAUUUACAUGAUUAUUUCGGAAGUUGUUUAGAAUUUGCCAAUGGAUUUCAUCAGGUAAUGAAAGCUUCAUUUGAUUCUGAUGUAACAGCCUUUGGAAUUGUUUUGCUCUUUCAUUAUACAUUUUCAACUCUAUGAUAGAAGAAUAAUGUCGAACGUCUAGUCUAAAGCUGAAUAUACUAGGCUGAGUCUGUAAUGUCAAUUUUAUGUAAUCCCAGUAGGCCUAUGUCUCUACCCGGUGCCUGUAUGUAAUCCCAGUAGUCCUAUGUCUAUACCCGGUGCUUGUAUGUAACUCCAGUAGGCCUAAUGCCUUUAGCCGAUUCUUUAAUGUAAAUCCAGUAGGCUUUGACCCGUUAAAUGUUUGUAAUCCCAGUAGGCGUAUGCGUAUACCCGGUGCAUGUAUGUAAGUCCAGUAGGACUGUACGUAUAUAAAAAAACGGGUGCUUGUAAGUAAUCACAGGAGGGCUAUGCCUAUAACCGGUGUAUGUAUGUAACCCCACUAGGCCAGCGGUUGGGCAAACUCUGGCCCGCGGGCCACAUGCCACUCGGCAACGGAUAUUAUGCGGCCAUCGAGGACAUUCAGAAUUUUUUUAAAGGUUACUUUGUUUUAAAAUUAUUUUGUUGAAGUGUACAGAACUUCAUGUACCGUUUUGAUUGUUUUUUUUAAAAAUAUUUUUGAUCAACUGUCUAAUUUUCUUUUUGUUUUUAAACAUUACUAGACAUUUGUCAUGUAAUGCAAAAUUGCGAGUUUACAGACUUAAAUAUAGAGAAAUGUUUAUCGACAUGUAAACAUUGGAAUACUAUACAUGUGCAAACCACCCACCCCCCCUCAUAACUUAACAUUUGUCAAUGUGGCCCUCCGCACAAAACAUUUUCCCCACCGAUGCACUAGGCCUGUGCCCUUACCCGGUCCAUGUAUGUAAUCCCAUUAAGCAUACACCUAUAGCCGUUGCAUGAUUAUUUCUAAUUCCGACUUAACUAAAUUAACUUAAAAUAAGAAUAUGCAUAAACUUAUGGUUGACUAAAGAUUGAAUGUUUCCCCUUUAUUUUCUAAUGACGACUUAUUUCAUUACGGUUGGCCUCAUAUGACCGUGAUAUUAGUGUGAAACAAAUUUGAAAUACUUACUUACAGGCCUAUUGGCUUGAUCUAUUUUACUUUACAAUUUACAGAACUGCGCCUAUUUAGUUCUUGUUUGGCUUAACUUACUAUUAAUAUUAGAGUUGGUCAUUUCAAUUAGUUAUAGUUAUGCAAAUUUUUUUUUUUACAUAGCCGUAUACAUGGUAUAGUUUUCUACUAUUAUCAUUGAUAUGUUACUUCUGUAUCACUCUAGUGUCAUGAAUGGAACACAGUCACUCACCAUCGGGGUUACGGCUUCGGGGUCAAAGCAGCAGAGAAGGCGUCAGGCGGCAAAGACAAAGGCGGCUAAUUUGCAGACAGCGCGUCGGGAAACCUUGGCAAGGGCAGAACAUUUGAAGAGGAGACGACAGGCGGAAAUGGCCAAGGCAGACAAGUUGCUGAGAACGCGUCGGGCAUCGGUGGCAAGGGCGGCUAAGUUGCAGACCACACGUCGGGCAGAGCUGGCGAGGGCAGAGACGUUGAAGCGAAAACGGCAAGCAGUAAUGGAAAAGGCAGAAACGUUGAAAGGAAAACGCGAGGCGGCCCUGGCGAGGGCAAAAACGUUGAAAGGAAAACGUCAGGCGACAACGGAAACGUUGAAGCAACGACGGGACGCAGCGAUGACAAUGUCAGAUACGCGCAGGGCGGCUGAUUCACAAAGCACACGUCAGGCAGAAAUCGCAAGAGAAGUCAAGUGGCAAGAGGAAUCGCCGGGCAGCGAUGUCAAGAGCGGCCAGGUUCCAGAGAAAUCGCCAGCAGGGAGCAGUGGCAAGGCCGGCCCUGUUCCAGAGCAGUCGCCUGGGAGCAGUGGCAAGAGCAGCUGAGUCGGAGGAGCGUGCGUUCACACCUACGUCUUCGACAUCCACUAUUAACACCCGUAAACACGUGUUCGGGGAUAUCCGAAUCGAGUUUGUUCAAGACGGACCAUGAUGGUCUGCACCAACAUGAUGGUCAAUGAUCGUUUGAUGCAGCGUCCUUCCAGACGGCUCAUUAAAUCUAUUUCCCUCAUAACAUUAAAAUCAUUGUCAC
Lymnaea stagnalis (great pond snail) is the source of this 2217-nucleotide messenger RNA. Lineage: Eukaryota; Metazoa; Mollusca; Gastropoda; Lymnaeidae. The record is from the annotation of a GenBank genome assembly.